This is a messenger RNA of Oryzias melastigma (Indian medaka), 3683 nucleotides long. RefSeq names its product nucleotide-binding oligomerization domain containing 2 (gene nod2). The record is from RefSeq and is a predicted model, not a curated record. The transcript is spliced from 11 exons. Gene Ontology annotation, biological process: regulation of apoptotic process; defense response to bacterium; response to muramyl dipeptide. Gene Ontology annotation, molecular function: protein binding. Gene Ontology annotation, cellular component: cytosol. Lineage: Eukaryota; Metazoa; Chordata; Actinopteri; Beloniformes; Adrianichthyidae. Bases 355 to 3297 code for a protein of 980 amino acids.
UUAGAUUAUAAGUGACCUAAUUCACAUUUCUUGUAAAGGAGGAUGUGGAAACAUGCGUACAUAUGACAAAACUGAGCAGGAAACACAUCUGCCCCAACAGAGAGGUACCUCAGUUUGUUCUCUCUUUUUUAAACUUGCAUUUACUUUCCAUUUCGGACUGUACAGAACCAGUUUCACUUUCAGAUGUGGAAUGAGGAAGAGGACAGACUGAGGCUCACCGACAAAUGUUUCAGGAAGACCAAAUGAGAGAAGGAGCCUCGAUUGCUGGUAUUCGUAGUUUGGGCGUUACAAGCAGCUCGGGUCUGAACUGGAAUCCUGGAGCAUGGAAGCCGAUGUGAAAGAAGCCCUUCUGCCAUGGAACGUUUGCUGAAGCAGCGUACGGAGAUUCUGCGUGCUCUCUGCAGCGGUGGCUCUGCUGAACAACUGGAAAGCAUUCUGGACGUUCUGCUGUCUAAGGAGGAGAUCACAUGGGAGGACUACCAGAACAUACAGGUUACAGGAAGACCACUGAACAGCAACGCCAGACAACUGCUCGACCUGGUUUACACAAAGGGUGCAGACACCUGUGAGCUCUUCCUCGCUGCUCUCAAACAGAUUCUACCCAAAGAGCAGGGGGCAGCUCUGCACUUCUUAGAACGCUCAUCCACUUUGGACGAACUUGAAGACACUCAGGGAACAUGGACGGAGAUGGUCCUAAGACAAAGACCCAGUCUGGUCUGGAAGCUGCAGGGAUGCGUUCAUGAUGCGGUGGAUGCUCUCGUUGAGUCCGGACACUUCUCCUCUGCAGAUGCUAAUGAAGUGCAGCUGCCUGUUUACACCCCAUCUCAACAGGCGAGGCGUCUUCUGGAUCAUGUCAGGUUCAAAGGCGAGUCAGCAUCAAAAACGCUGCUACAGUUCGUUCAGCAAAGUGAAGAACCCCAAUCUUCCCAGAACCAGGACGAGCUCCUCAAUUCUAGAGAGUUCCUAAAGAAGUUUAAGAAGAAGCUGAGAAGCUUCGUGUCAGCGCAGUCCUGUUUUCUCAGUACUUAUGGAAGGACCAGUCACAUGUCUCUUGAGGAUAUUUUUACUGAAGUCCAGCUGGAGUUACCUGACAACAAACCCGUGAGGCUGGAGGACAUAGUCAGUCCUGAGGAUGCAGUGAACGAGGAGGCGGACACGGUUCUGGUGUCCGGGGUGGCAGGAAGUGGGAAGAGCAUCCUGCUGCAGAGGCUACACCUUCUCUGGUCUCAGGGGGUCGCCCUUCAGGACUUUCUCCUUGUGUUCCCGUUCAGCUGCCGCAGGCUGAACUCAGAGCUCAGAGAACUAUCUCUGCAGGAGCUUCUGUUUCAGCACUGCUGCUGGCCGGACAGAGGGCAGGAGGAAAUCUUCCAGUUCAUCCUGGACCACCCGCGACUCAUCCUUUUCACCUUUGAUGGUCUAGAUGAGCUCAAGCAGAGCUUUUCAGACGACCAGAGGCUAUGCUGUCCCACACAGCGUGCGCCUGUACAUGUGCUCUUGUUCAACCUGAUCCAGGGAUCCCUGAUGAAAGGGGUGUGGAAAGUGGUCACCAGUCGUCCAGACGCAGUGGGUCCCGGCUUGAAACAGCACCUUCGCAGAGAAAUCCUCCUGAAAGGCUUUUCUCCGGUAGGCAUUGAGUCCUUUGUGAGACAACAUCACAGAGAUCCCACUGUAGCUGCUAAAGUGAUGGAAUCUCUGCAGGCGAACACAGCUUUGCUGGGAUUGUGUCAUAGUCCAGUUCUCUGCUGGAUAGUCUCCCAGUGUCAUAAAGAGUUGCUUGGCUGUGGGGAGGGGAAACCUCAAACCCUCACAGAUGUUUAUCUGAUGAUCCUGCAGCACUUCUUUCAGCACAAGCAUGUUCUGGAGAACCCCACAGGAGCAGGCUGGCUGCAGGAGCACGUGGAGACGGUCUUGAACCUCGGAAAGCUUGCUUUUGAUGGAAUAUCUACCUCAUGUUACGUCUUUUCUGGCAUUGAUCUAGAGAUGUGUAACGUAGCUGAAAGGGAAAUCUGGACAGGUUUUCUAAUACAAAGCAGAAAUGUUUCCCAAAUCAACGGCAAAUGUUACGAAUUCCUACAUUUGACAAUACAAUGCUUCUUCGCUGCUCUCCAUUUUGUUUUGUCACCUAAUGUUGAGCGUUCAGCUGUGAAGAAACUAUUUGAUCUGUGGGACGCAACAGAAAAAGGACAAAACAGCACGUGCUUCGGCGUCUGCCUGCUGGACAAACGAGGUCGGGCUUUAAAGAAUGACAGGAAUGCAGCAGAAACACCUAAUUUGCAGAUCGUAUCCACCUUUGUGUCUGGACUGCUGUCCCAGCGCCAUAAAAGCUUGUGGCUCCACUACUGUUCUAGCGCUGCGCUGGAGGAGAAAGCCAGACAGGCGGCAAAAAGCCUUUCCAAGGGCAUGCACAGGCACUUCCGGCUGAUCCCCAGACCCGUGCCGGGAGAGAAGAAGAGCAUGCAUGCAUUACCUCAAUUUGUCUGGCUCAUCAAGUGCAUCUAUGAGAUGCAGGACAGCAAGAUUGCUAAAGAUGCGAUGAGUAAGCUGGAGGUGGAUCACCUAAAGCUAACCUACUGCGAUAUUGGCCCAGUAGAAUGCACUGCUCUUGCCUUUGUGCUCCAGCAUUUAAAGAACCCCAUUGGUAUAAAUCUGGACAACAACUCCGUGGGUGAUGUUGGAGUGGAGCAGCUUCUUCCCUGCAUGCACAUUUGUAACUCCUUGUACCUCAGAAAUAAUAACAUUACGGAUGAGGGUAUUCGCAAACUGACUGACAAAGGUGUGCAGUGGGACAACUUCCAGAAAAUAGCGCUCUUCAACAACAGACUAACUGAUGCUUGCACUCAGCACUUUUCUUACCUUCUGAAGACCAAGCAGAAUUUCCUUUCUUUAAGGCUGGGAAACAAUAACAUAACAGCCGAUGGAGCAAAGUUGCUGGCAGAGGGACUGAAACAGAACCGUUCUCUCACGCAUUUAGGGCUUUGGGGAAAUCAUAUUGGCGAUGAAGGAGCAGAGGUCAUCGCCAACGCUUUAGAGAGCAGCCCAUCUCUGGUGUGGCUCAGCCUGGUGGGUAACGGCGUAGGUAGUGCAGGGGCCUGUGCUCUCUCCAAGAUCAUCAGGAACAGCCCGUCACUGGAGGAGCUCUGGCUGACAGACAACUGCAUAACCAGGACGGGGGCGGAAUCUCUCAUUGAAGCCUUGGAAAAAAAUCAGCGAGUGAAGUCAGUAUGGUUGAGAGGUAAUGACCUCAGCUCUGACGAAGUUACAAAAUUAAAUCAGCGAGAACCAAGGCUUCUUUUUUGAUAUUGUAAUGUGUCUGUUACUGAACAAACAAAUGUAUAUUUUGCAAUGUAGCUACUACUCUUCAUUGAAGUGCAACUGCUGUAGAACAGGAUUACAUAAAACAGUGAGUGACUUCUGCAAAUAUUCACUUUCUUCCUUUUUCGGCUUUAAAAACUUCACAUUUUAAUGAUUUUUGUACUUGUUUACAUCGUGGUUAAUUAAGUGGUUUAAAUCUGAAAAUACCUGAAAGGAAAGGAAAACGUUUCAAUACAAAAAUGAAGAACUUAAGGAUCCAAAUGCAUUUCAAACAACACAUAUUUGUUUUGUUUGUUUUACAGCCUCGUUUAGUUAGACUUUUUUAUUUUUUUACUGUUUUUUAUUUGUUUCUCAGUCUUGUUUACUUGACU